Molecule: messenger RNA, 1194 nt
Organism: Daphnia magna
Lineage: Eukaryota; Metazoa; Arthropoda; Branchiopoda; Diplostraca; Daphniidae
Exons: 3
Coding region: 310-804 (164 amino acids)
Source: RefSeq, a predicted model, not a curated record
GCAAUUUUCCCGCUAAUGCACAACGAAAAUUAAAUGUUGAAAUCUGGCAACGCGCAACGUGACGACCUCAUUGACGAAAGUGACGAACAUCAGAGUGUGCAGAUUUUUGUUCUAGCCACGUUGAACUAAGUGUCGAAAAGUGUGUGUCGAAUUUUUCCAACAUACUGUCAUUUUGAAUAGUUUAUCGUUUAUCUCCUGUCUACGUGAGAUUUAGGUAUACUGAGACUCAGAGUCAGAGUUAUCUCUGGGUAUACUCAACAAAGAAAAAUAAAAUUUUACAAGAAAGUGUUCUGCUGCUCCCAAUCCAGCAUGGCUCGAGGAAAGGUUACACCACAAACGGCUCAAAUUCUAGUUUAUUCUUUUGCUAUAGUUAAAUUCCACCAUGUUGGAGUGGCUCAGUUCAAUGUGGCUCCUCUCAAAUGGGUACAAAAGACCGGGAAUAAGACCAAAAUUUACUGGCCAGGUGAGGAUGAUGCAAUUACCCCAAAAGCAUUAGUAAAUUUGAUAAUGAAGGAAGCUGUAAUUGACAAGGAAACGUGGAUGUUGUACAACAUAACAGUUGUAGCCAAGUUUGACACUUAUGCAGGAGCACAAAAGAAGCUCGACAGUGCUAUUGCUGGUGAAGUGGUGCUCAGCACAGAUCUUGACAACCGAGGCAGAGGUGGAAGGAAUAAAGCUAAGAAAAGGAAUGCUUACGCUGCAUCUGCUCUCCCUCCCACUUCAAGUAAAAAAGGGUCCGUGCUGCUACUAGUUGUUCAGAUGGAGAAGAAGACAGUGAAAGUAGCUCGCAUAUGGGUUCUGUAGAACUAGCCCCAUCUUCUUCCAGUGAAAAUGACAUUCGAAGGAAUAAAGCUAAGGAAAGGAAUGCUUACGCUGCUUCUGCUCUGACUCCCACUUCAAAUAAAAAAAGGGUCCGUGCUAGUUGUUCAGAUGGAGAAGAAGACAGUGAACGUAGCUCGCAUAUGUGUUCCGUGGAACUAGCCCCAUCUUCUUCCAGUUAUAAUGACAUUCCUCAAGACAAGAGUCAAGUAACUGGUAAGAAACAAGUGCCACCAACAUCAUCAAAUGGUAAAGCUGUCACAGCAAAACAACCACAACUUCAGCGUCCAACUAUUCCAUCUGGGCUUGGAAAGAAACCAGCAAAUUCUGAAAUCAGUCUCAGCACAUCGAAAACAAAGUCGGCACCACCACCGA